Messenger RNA from Sphaeramia orbicularis (orbiculate cardinalfish), 1279 nucleotides. RefSeq lists its product as uncharacterized. The record is from RefSeq and is a predicted model, not a curated record. The coding region runs from base 78 to 1085 and encodes 335 amino acids. The transcript has 6 exons. Gene Ontology annotation, molecular function: death domain binding; protease binding. Gene Ontology annotation, biological process: regulation of apoptotic process. Lineage: Eukaryota; Metazoa; Chordata; Actinopteri; Kurtiformes; Apogonidae.
GGAGAUUCUCCAGUGGGAAUCAGCCUCCGUGAACAGAAGGUAAAAGAGCUGAAAACUCCAGUCCAAACCAACAGUCCAUGUUCAGUAAACUGACCAGGACCAGCUUCAGCAGAACCAUCAGUGAAGUGGGUCACAUCCUGGACCAGCACAAACAUAUGUGCACUAUCUGCGCAUGCGCUCAGACAGCUGCACUCGGACCUGAACAGAAAAUGGAGAAGCUGCUGCAGACACACAGAACCAACAUCUGCCGUUGGCUUUCAGAAGACCCAGACCACAUCCUCGAACUGUGUUUAGACAUUAUAUCUGCAAAGGAAUGUCGUACUGUGGAAAAGCAGGAGAGUGGAUUCAAAAAGAUGGAAGUCCUUUUGGAUUCCAUCCUCCAGAAGGGAGAACCUGUGUGUCAGCAGUUUACUGACGUUCUCCAACAGCAGCAGGGACGGUAUCUGCAGUUACAGAAGCUCUUCAGCCCCAGGGACGGAGGCUCAGCCAUGGAAACAUACGCAGAUGACGCCAGUAUUGUAUCUAAGAGAGACAUCGGAGAUAUCACAGCAAAAAAAUCAGUGGACGUGACGAUCGAAACUGUGGCCAAUCCAGGAGGAGCUCCAUCUGGUGCCGGUCCAGGACAGGGUCCGCAGGCCAAAAAUGUGGCGCUACGUGGCAGUUUGGUUUGUCGAGACACAAUACGCAGCAUCACUUCUGAUGAGGGUGUGAAUAUCUCCUUGUGUGUAAAAUCACAACGUGACAAACCCACUCCAUCAGCAGAAUGUGAAGGUCCAGCAGACGAGGACUCUCCUUCUUCUCAGGAACCGGCUGUGAAAUUCAUCCGAGAUCACAAGACCGCUCUCAUUGAGUGCCUGAGAGCAGAUAAAUUCAUCCUAGAGUACGUACAUGAAAGAGGGAUCGUCUCACAGAGGAACUACGAAAACCUCCACUCAGUCCCACAACCGGAGAAAUCAGUGAUUGAUCUGAUGAAUGUGGUUAUCAAAGGAGGACGGAAAACCUGCUGCGAGUUUCUGGAGCUUCUCAAAGAGCCUAAGGUUGUAGAGCAAUACCCCCAACUGCCAGAAAUUACAAACGCCUGGUGACCUGGUGCUGCUUCUGGGAUCAAUGAGCUGGAUUCAGCCACAGCGGCAAGUCCAACUGAUUUUAGUUUAGGCUCCCCAUCCUCCCAGUAUGAUCUGAAGUGAGCCGAACCAGUACAAUAACAACACAAUAACCUAUAAAUAAUGUCAACUCCUAACUUUUCUCUAUGUUUAACCUCCUCAGACCCAGCUAUGAG